AUGCCGAUAUAUGCCAAGUUUAUGAAAGAUCUCUUGUCAGGUAAGAGGAAGCUUAGGGAUGACGAGAAUGUUGCCUUGUCUGAGGAGUGUAGUGCAAUUUUGCAAAGGAAGCUUCCCCCGAAGUUGAAAGACCCUGGGAGUUUCACUAUUCCGUGUUCAAUUGGUAAGGUAAAAAUUGAAAGAGCUCUUUGUGAUUUAGGAGCUAGUAUUAAUUUGAUGCCGCUAUCCAUGGUAAGGAAGCUUGAUUGCGGGGAACCUAAGCCAACAAAAAUGACUCUGACAUUGGCUGAUCGCUCCAUCACGUAUCCCUAUGGAGUUCUUGAAGACGUGUUGGUAAAAGUUAAUGAUUUAUUUUUUCCAGCCGAUUUUGUUAUACUUGAUAUGAAUGAAGAUUCAGAAAUCCCCUUAUUGUUGGGAAGACCAUUCUUGGCUACCGGUAGAGCGUUGAUAGAUGUGGAGUUAGGUGAGCUAAUGUUGAGGUUUCAAAAUGAACAAAGUGACUUUUAA
Molecule: messenger RNA, 507 nt
Organism: Trifolium pratense (red clover)
Lineage: Eukaryota; Viridiplantae; Streptophyta; Magnoliopsida; Fabales; Fabaceae
Exons: 1
Coding region: 1-507 (168 amino acids)
Source: RefSeq, a predicted model, not a curated record